AUGUCUGUGGAAAGAGACGUGAAAAUGCCUGUGGAAAGAGACGUGACCAUGACACUGGAAACACUGGAAAGAGAAAAGACCACACUCCUUCAGGAACUCAAGAAUAGUGAAAAUUUUAAUGUUACGCUUCGCGAACAACUUGAUCGUGUGCAAUCUGAAUACAAAACACUGACCAACGAAAACACAUUUAUCCGGAAAAAAGUAGCGUCACUACAACAAGAAAUUGUCAAUAAUCAUAACGGGAUCUCACGAAUUGAGUCGGAACUUUAUCAAAAAGAACAGGAGGUCGAGCGGUUGAAGAAGGAGAAUGUCGGGUUUUUAAAGAAUAAACGGGAGACUGAACGAAAAUUACGGGAAGAGACAUUAGCAUUUGAAAAAGAUCGUCAAACAUGGCAAGAACGAGAAGGAGAACUAACCGCUCAAUUUAAAGCACUCCAAGAUACGCUUAAUGUCCUUGCGCAACAGAGUUCCCCCUCAGAUUCUUCACCAAAAAAACAUAGCCAUCAAUCGAGUUCCAAUGGUAUGAUGCCAACUUCGUCUACAUCUGGUUUUUUAAAUUCUUCCUACCACGCACUCUCAUCACUGUCCGCGAGACUUUCGAAUAGGCAUACUACCGACGGGACAAUCACCCGUGAAGACAGCCCUCCUCCAUCACCCACAAGUUUACCUAAUAUUACACGUGAAAUAAAGAUUGCUAAGAAUACUAUUAAAGAACAGGAUAAAUUUAUAAAUCAAUUGAACAAUGAAAUAGAACGAGCAAAAACAGCCACCACCGAUCAAAUCAAUCUGAACAGGAGUCUUUCGCUCCGAAUCACUCUUUUGGAGACCGAGUUGGAACAAGUGAAACGCGUGAAACGUUCGUUGGAAGAUGUGAACGAAGGGUUUCAAUUGUUGCUGCACGAGAAAACAAUGAAAGGAGACUUUAUGCUAAACCCAAUCAUGCAGAAUUACGAAGCAAAUAAUUCACGUCAAAAAUUAGUUGACAGUCUUAGAGAAUUACCCACGAGCAACAAAGACGACGGGUCAAGAAGACGCGAGAAAAAGUCGCGCCCAAAGUCACUUGUCACAGAUUUAGCUGCUGAACUUUCGCGUGCGUCGGCUGGAAACGUGAAUAAUCAUCUGCUUGGUGAACGAGUGGAGAAAGAAAGUGAUCAGAUAGUUGAUUUCGAAAAAUUGCUAGAAGAGAACAAGAAUUUAAAAGACGCAAAUACGAAAUUAACAAAUUAUCUUCAAAAAAUUCUUGGUCGUAUUAUGGAAGAGGAAGGGUUCGAACAAGUUUUAUCUACAGACUGGACAAAAAGAGCACCAUCAAAUCCUACAACACCAACUGCAACCACAUUCUCUCAUAUACGCACCCUAUCAAAACCCGUUAACAAUCCAGCAGUCAUUGUCGAAGAAUCUGCGGCUGCUGCCAAUUCAACAAAAAAAGUUGAACGUCGAAAAACCUUAUCAGGGCCUUUUCGAGCAUUACCAAACAUUAAAAUUCCUAAAUCACCAAUAACAAUCCAAAAUAUCGAAGAAAAUGCAGAUCAACUCUCUCCACUUCCCACUUCUUCUCCUGUACAUUCACGAACCACGAGUCUCACCGAGGAAGUCUCUUCAACAAAACUUGAUUCAAUUUCUGUCGUCGAACAAGAACAGCAGCAGCCGAUACGACGACCACAACGACGAAACUCUUCGUCGGAUGGUGGUCCGCGUAAACGAUGGAGCUUAUGGUGGAGUGGUAAUAACAAUAAUGGAAAGCAACAGACGGAGGUGAAAAAAGAAGAUCCGCAUAUGAGACCAAUGAUUCUUGUUCAGGAGAGUGAGAAAGCUAAAUGA
Molecule: messenger RNA, 1821 nt
Organism: Ambispora gerdemannii
Lineage: Eukaryota; Fungi; Glomeromycota; Glomeromycetes; Archaeosporales; Ambisporaceae
Source: the annotation of a GenBank genome assembly